Molecule: messenger RNA, 600 nt
Organism: Aureobasidium namibiae CBS 147.97
Lineage: Eukaryota; Fungi; Ascomycota; Dothideomycetes; Dothideales; Saccotheciaceae
Exons: 3
Coding region: 1-600 (199 amino acids)
Biological process (GO): mitochondrial respiratory chain complex IV assembly
Cellular component (GO): mitochondrion; mitochondrial inner membrane
Source: RefSeq, a predicted model, not a curated record
AUGGUGGAGGAUCCAACACGGCAACCCGCAAACGCAGAAAAGUCCUUUACCAGCGAGCAAUGGAAAGGCGCUGAGACCACUCACGCCGUCAAACCCGAAAACGCAAACGUCUACGCCGCCGCCGCAGCCCAGCAUACCGCUGGUGGCUCAGCUGCCGAUGUCACCCUCGCCGAUGCCGCGAAGAGCAUCAAGAUUGAGGACUUUGCCAACUUGCCAAAGAAGCCUUGUGUGAGGGACUCGUUGCUCACUGGAAUCACCGCUGGCUUUGUCGUAGGAAGUUCGAGGGCUAUCUGGAGGGCACCCGUUCAAUCUGCAGCCAACUGGGCAGUCGGCACUUUCGUUAUCGGAUCCGCGGGCAUGUACCAGUACUGCCAGUACAAGCGCAUGGCUGAGAAGGAAGGCAUGACACGCGCCAUGGAGAUCAUCGACCGCAAGCAAGUCGAGCGCAAGCAGAAGGAAGCUCGUUUGGAGAGAGCGAGGGAGUUGCGCCGCCAGAAAAAGGAACAGGAGGAUUCUCAGAAGUUCGCUGAACUGAACGCAGGCAAUACGACACCAGGUGCUGCUGAGCAGCCAAAGUCUUCUUCGUGGAAGCUCUGGUAG